GUAGUCAACCCUGCACUUCUCAGUAUUCUUUCAUAGAGCGCCUGUAAAAUGCAACUAAAAGUGCAUAAAUCCUUAUGAAUGCUGCUUAAAAUAUUGCAGCAGAGUUGUAGCUAAGUGUACAUACAGUAAUUUUGUACAUACAAAAGGAUCUCAGCACUACUCCCUAUAUCUGCACAAGCUGUCAGAUCACAUUUGAAAAUACUUUGAAGAACAGUAAUGGAAUUUUAUUAUAAAAUCUAAUGAAACACUUUCUAAAAGACAAAAUGUUCAAGAAAACGCCCUUGUAUUUUGUCUAUCUGUAAUAGUCCUGAACUCCUGGUUUAGAUAGUGCACUAUGGCAGCAAAUACUGUGGGAGAAUUACAUACGCUUAAAUGGAAUAAUUUCUUGAACAGCCUAACAGAUGGAUUUGUUUCUCAUCUAGCUGGAAAUGAUUUGGUGGAUGUCACACUUCUAGUUGAUGGUAAAAUUCUUCAGGCACACAAACUUGUACUCUCUAUAUGCAGUCCAUACUUCAAAACUGUUUUUAAGACAAAUCCUUGUCAACAUCCAGUGAUUAUUCUAAAAGACAUGUCAUUUGCACAUGUGAAUGUCUUAGUAAAUUUUAUGUAUCAAGGAGAAGUUGAUAUAAAAGUGGAUGAUCUUCCAGAUAUAUUGAGAGCUGCACAAAAUUUACAGAUCACAGGACUCUGUGAACAUGGUGAUUUUAAUUUAAUUUCACAGAAUACAGAUGAAAAUUCAUCCAAUCAGGACUUAGAUGAAUCUAAUGCAACGUGCCUUGUCAUUAACGAUGCUCAUUCCAAGAUUGGUGCAACAGAAUCAAAAACUAAGUUAAGAAAUGGCCAACAAAUAACUGCAUCGUUAGAAGAUAUAGGAAUGUGCCUUGAUCGUGAUAAAACGUCCAUGCCUUCAGAUGAAAAUGUGAUUAAACCAAAUGAUUCUAAAAGUUCGAAUACUAGUUAUAAGCGUUUAAUCAAUUUGGAAGUUGAAAUGUCUAUGAAAAGAGGGAGAAGAUCUCCACCACCAUUAAUAGGCAUAGAUGAUCCACAGACACCAUCUUUGAACUCAGUAUUAGAAGUAUUGCAGGACCAGCAGGGCAAUUUUACCCCAAUAUCAAUAGAAGACUCUAUAAAAAAUGAGAAUGUAACUUAUAACGAAGAAGCUGAUUCAAAGAGGACAGUCCAGACGAACAACUCCGGCCUUCCAUCAUGUAGCAAAUUCAUACCACUGCAAUCAGAACAGCUAACACGACAAGUUGUGGAGCCGGUCAUAUACAGACUGUCUGCCAGAGGUCGGCCCCAGCUCGUGCACGAGGGUUACGUUUACAAUCUAACGUCCCGUUCGGAACACCUUAAUCGUUCCCAUUAUCGUUGUGCAGAACAACAUCGUGGAUGUCGUGGCAAAUGUGCUGUAAUAGCUGAAAGGUUUAUGCCGACUGGAGUCAACGAACAUAAUCAUCCGCCUGGCUAUCAAUCAGAACAUGAUUAUAGGAAAAAGAAGGGACUGGAUACCGAUACUAUGUAAAUGGAUAACUAAAUGUUCUAUAUUAUCGUAUCGAUACUCUUUUUUCCUGCAAAAUAACGUCUGUCGUUCAUGUUAUCAGUUUAUUUAAUCAUUCUUAAUGUAGCUUAUUUUUCUUUCUAAAUGAUAUAUCAUUUAAGUCAUAGUGAUAUAGAUCCAGACAACAUAUGUCUAAUAGUCAUCUUCAAGAUAUCUUAAAGACAGCUUCUGUGCCAUUAGACGCCUUAAAGACGACUCUUGGACAUUAUGUGUUGUCAAGGCGAGAUAUUAUACAGCAUUGAUUAUAUGUACUACUGAUACAUUCCAGAGCAAUCAAUUAUUCAGAGAUUUUUUAUGAUUUGUUAAAUAAUUUUAUUGAUGCUAGGCUCAAAUACAAUCGCCCAGUUGCUUUAACGUGAUACUUGUUCAAGAAAUCAAGAAUAAAUAUAUUUAUUUUAAUUGUUAAAUCAUUUAUUAACAUGUUGCUGAUUGUUUGUAUAGGCACAUAAAGAUAUUCUUUUCAUUGUAUGAAGUUACGGGGAAAAAAUGAAGCUUGUAUCAUCGACUAUUUUA
Molecule: messenger RNA, 2071 nt
Organism: Cephus cinctus (wheat stem sawfly)
Lineage: Eukaryota; Metazoa; Arthropoda; Insecta; Hymenoptera; Cephidae
Product: protein abrupt
Exons: 6
Coding region: 335-1522 (395 amino acids)
Biological process (GO): regulation of transcription by RNA polymerase II
Cellular component (GO): nucleus
Molecular function (GO): protein binding
Source: RefSeq, a predicted model, not a curated record